Schistocerca cancellata (South American locust) is the source of this 1487-nucleotide messenger RNA. It is a transcript of the gene stum, whose product is annotated as protein stum. Gene Ontology annotation, biological process: proprioception; taxis; sensory perception of mechanical stimulus. Bases 304 to 1359 code for a protein of 351 amino acids. The transcript is spliced from 7 exons. The record is from RefSeq and is a predicted model, not a curated record. NCBI's taxonomy places the organism in Eukaryota, Metazoa, Arthropoda, Insecta, Orthoptera, Acrididae. Gene Ontology annotation, cellular component: sensory dendrite.
CCGGCUGCCUCCACCGCCAAGCCGGCGGCGGCAGCGACGACGGCGGAGGCCCCCGGCAAGGCCUCUGGGAACCCGACAUCUUCCUCCGGUGGCGGCAACGCCGGCGAUGCAGACACCGAGGGCGGCCAGGGCCCGCGCGUCGACAGCGCCUCGCUAGUCAAGAAGCUGCUGGCGUCGAAAGCGGCCGCCGAAGCCAAGGCCCCGGCUGCCGGGGGCGGCGCGAGUGGGACCGGCGCCAAGACUGAGGCUGCGGGGGCGGCGGCUGCGGCCAAGGCAGCCACGGGCGCCGUCAAGACCAGCCACAUGGGCGUGCCCGCGGCGCGCAAAGCGGGAUCGGAGAAGCAAGGCUCGGUGAAACAAGAAGGCAGCAAGAGCAACAGCAACAGCGACAUCAAGUCGGCCAGCAGCAGCAACGGUGCCAUCACCACGAGCGAACGUCUGGUGCAGGAAGGGCCCGAUGCAGAGACACUCAGCGCCAACAAGCUCAUGACCGCCAAAGGGCCGGCGGCGGGCCAGCCGGCGUCGGUGAUCGGCGGCCCCCAGAAGGCCAGCCUGCAGCCGCCACGGACCACCACCGACGCCAGCGCCGCCCCCGCCGGCGGACGGCUGCGGCGCUUCUUCUGCGCGCCCUGGGACAAGGUCGCCUGCUGCGCCGGCAGGAAAAAAGAGGGUCGCGCCGCCGGAAGGCCGGCGGCCGGCGGGGUCGACGGCGGGUGUCGCGGUCGGUGCCGGCGCUUCUGCCGCUCGCUGCUGUGCCUGGACGCGGUCUGCUGCCAGCCGGGCUCGCGCUGCCGCUGCUGCUGCUGCGCCCCCAAGCAGCCGCAGCGCGGCCGCCUCGAGCACCGCAAGAGCACCUCGCAGCUCUCCAAGAAGACCAGCAGCGUCGGCGACGCCCACGAGCUGGACACGGGCCCCAAGAUCGACCCCUCGCUGGUGGAGCACACGUCACUCAUGCGCGCAGCCAUCCCCAUCCUGCCCGUGCCGCUCGCCUGGUUCUGCCUCGUCUGCAAUGUCAUCAUACCUGGUCUGGGCACUAUGAGCAGCGGGCUGUUCUGCCUGUGCUUCGGCAAGCCGCGCUUCUCGGUGCGCGACGACCCGCAGGCGCGCGUCGGCGCCUGCUGCGUGGACCUGGUGAUCGCCGUGGGCCAGCUCUUCACCGUCGUCUUCUGCCUCGUCGGCUGGGGCUGGAGCAUCUGGUGGGGGCUCAUCAUGCUGCGCCUCGCACGAAAGAACCGGCGGUUAGAGGCUCAGGCGGUGCAGCAGGAGCAAGGAGCAGCGAACGUGGCGCCAGCUGCCGCUGUGGCGGCGGCGGCCGCGGCCGCUCGUCAAAACCACGACGUGGAGCGCGCUCGGCGCUAGCCACCCGAUUCUGCCUCACGUCACUUCGCAAACACUCAGACAUUAUUUUUGUACUACAGAAUUACUAUAAAAGUAGCAACACGCACAACGACAAAUUUUGUAACCACACAAAUUCAUUUGAAAAUAUG